This is a messenger RNA of Aureococcus anophagefferens, 383 nucleotides long. RefSeq lists its product as hypothetical. The transcript has a single exon. The annotation marks the transcript as partial. The record is from RefSeq and is a predicted model, not a curated record. Lineage: Eukaryota; Pelagophyceae; Pelagomonadales; Pelagomonadaceae.
AUGGCGCGGGCGACGGUGGCGCUGACGCCGCAGAUCCAGAAGCGCAUGGACGUCCUGUCGAAAGUCUUCGAGGGCUGGGAGGAGGACUGCAUGAACUGCAAGGCCUUCGCGGCGUCGCUGGCGGACUGGACGACGCCCAAGGGCGCCGAGGUCAUCCGCGAGGGCGAGGACGCGGCGCAGCCCCAGCUAUUGAUUUGCGAGUCCGGCGCGGCGGAGGUCUUUGUCACGACGACGACGAAGUCCGGCGCCAAGAAGCAGAAGCGCGUCGCGCGGCUCGUCGCGCCCUUCUACGUCGGCGAGGGCCAGGUCAUCGCCCGCAGCGUGCCCACGGCGACGAUCAAAGCCGCCCAGGACCUCGCGGGGUUCUCGCUGGACCUCGAGUC